GUCGAGCCGUUGACCGCACUGCACGCACCGAUUUUCCAGCGACUGGUCACCGCGCCUUCAUUAUGUUUCCAAGUUGACUCUAGGUACCAAUACCACGGCUCAAGCACUGUGGAGCAUGCGCGGUCGCGAAAAUCGCUGAAUAGUUGACCGAUUUGGCGUGGUAUUGCCCGCAAAGCGCUUGGAGCUCUGUAGUUGACUUCCGUAGGUAGCCAGCAGCAAUACCUUAAACAUGCAGGGCGCGAAUCCCGCCAAACGGCCCCGCACGGAGCAAGACAAGAGCAGCAAGGCCAAGUCGGCCAAGGACACUCCCGAGGAGGAGGAGCCGGCGAGCGAAAGCGAGAGCGGGGAUGAAGACGACAACAACAGCGCCGAGUCUGGCGAGGGGGAGUCUGGCGAAGGCGAGGAGGGCGACGAGGGCGAGGAGGACGAGGAGGACGAAGAAAGCGAGAGCAGCGACAGCGCCCAAGAGGAGGCGGCCGACGCCACCUUCGGCCCUGCCCGCGGCCGUGGCCGGGGGCGCGGCCGGGGGCGCGGCCGCGGCCGGGGCGGCCGCGGGGGCGCCGGGGCGGGCGACGAGCGUGCCGCCACCGGCACGGGGCGCGGCCGGGGCCGCGGCCGCGGCCGCGGCCGGGGCGGCGCGCUGCCGCACGGCAUUGAGGAGUACGACGGCGACGCCAGUGACAGCAGCGACGACGAGCUGCCCCCCAUCCGCGCCCCCAAGCUGUUGGCCGCGAACGCUGCUGCCGGUGCUGCUGCGGGCGGCACUGCCACCGACGCCGCCGAUGACGCCGCGGCGCCGCAGUACGCGGAAGCGCACGUGACGCUGCCGCAGCCCGACGGCGCGCCGCCGCUGACGCUGCCGGGCCCCGUGUUCGCGGACCUGCUGUCCGCCUACAACAUCCUGCGCUCCUUCUCCUGGCAGCUCAAGCUCAGCCCCUUCUCGCUCACCGACCUGGCUGCCGCGCUGCUGGGCGGCCGGCCCAGCGAGCUGCUGGACGAGCUGUUUGUGUGCGUGCUGCGCACCCUGGCCAGCCACGAGACCAGCGCCCUGCGGAGGAGGCGGAGGCUGGAGCUGGAACACCUGGACCAGGUGACGUGGCCCGAGUACGUGUGGGAGUGGCUGGAGCUGUCCGGCGACAAGACCCUGAUCAAGUUCAGGGCUCAACCGCCGCUGCGUAAUGCCGACGCCGGCAGCGGCGCGGCGGGCGCCGCCAGCGGCGAGCGGGAGGCCUCAGCCACGCCCACGCCCGCCGCCACGCCCAGUGCUGGCGCGGGGCAGGGUGACGGCGCGGCGGCGGCGGCGGCGGCGGCAGUUGGCGGCGUCGACGGCGCCCCCAAGGUGGAGGGCACGAGCCCCAUGGACCUGGGCGGUGGCGGCGGCGCCACCGCUGACGCCGCCGCCGCCGCUGACGACGGCGGCGGCGUCGCCGGCGGCUCAAGCGACAGCGAGUCAGCCGACGGCGGUGAUGCUGGCGGCGACGCUGCUAUGACCGACGCCGGCGGGGCCGGUGAGGAGCAGACUUUGGGCAAGCGCAAACGCGGGCGCCCGCCCGGCAAGCGCCCGCCGCGCGACCCUGCGACAUCGCCGUCAGGCGCCGCCGCGGCGGCGGCGGCCGCGGCGGCGGCGGCGGCGGCGGGGCGGCCGCUGGGCCUGCGCCCGCGCAAGGCCGUGAGCUUCGCGGCCGGCGGCGGUGACGGCGACUUCAUUCGUCUGCCGCUGCGCGACUCGCGACGCAGCCGCAAGGUCAGUGGCGGCGGCGGCGGCGGCGGGCACAUUCUGGGUGCGGCGGGCGAGCUGAAGCACCUAGGCGUGGGGCUGGGCUUUCCAGAGCUGGACGGAAGCAGCUGGUUCCUACGAAGCCUGUUGGGGCCUAACGGCGGCGAGGCGGCGGCAGGCACUGGCGGCGCCGCCAGCGUCGCCGGCGCGGAUGGCGCGGCGGCGGCGGCGGCGGCCGGAGCCGGCGGCAGCCAGGGCGCGAGCCAGGGCGCGGCCGCAUCCCAAGCAGAGCUGAACAGGCCGGCUGCGCAUAGCCGUGCGGAGGCGGCGCGGCGCGCGGCGGCGCGGGUGGCGGCGGCGACGGCGCGCCUGGAGCCCGGCGCUCUGGCGGCUCGCGAGGGGGCUCUGGAGCGGGCAGACCACUACACGGUGGCAUGGGAGGAGGCGGAGGCGGCACGGGGCGGCCGGCGGCCGGCGGGGCCCAGCUACCUGCCGCGCUGGCUGGCCGCACAGCUGCGUGCCCGCCGCGGCGCCGCCCCCACCCCCACCACCCCCUCCACCACCCCCUCCACCCACGCCCACGCCCACCACCCGCACCCCGACAUCGGCGCCCCGGUGGCGAGGCCCGAGUUCCACACGCUGCCGCCCGCCGCCGCCGCCGCCGUGCUCGCGCGCCUUUGCGACGACCUACUCGACCUGCCGGCCUUGCGUAAUGAGAUCAACAAGCGCGAGGCGGCGGGUCAGAUGCACGCGGGCGCCGGCGGCGCGGGCGGCGCCUGGCCGCAGUUCGACAAGGAGGAGCUGGCGGCGCGGGCGGCGCGCAUCCAGGCGGGCCAGGCUGACGACGGCAACACCGAGAACUGCGUGCUGUGCGGCCAGGGCGGCAACCUGCUGUGCUGCGACCGCUGCCCCGCCGCAUAUCACAUGCGCUGCAUCGGCGAGACCACCCGCUCUGUGCCCGAGGGCGAGUGGCGCUGCCCCGAGUGCGCAGUGGGAGGCAGGGGCGAGGCCGCGGGACUGCGUGUGCCGCUAGCCGGCCUGGCGCCCGACUGCGGCUGGCCGGUGUGGGUGGCCUACGGCGCCGCCUUCGCCGCCGCCGCCACGCCCGGCUGCCGCCCCCGCCGCGCGCCGCCGCACCUGCUACCAGGCAUGCGGCCCCUGGUGGAGGACGGCGCGUUGGUGGGGUUGGGGGUGGCGCUGGGGCGGCAGGCGGAGCAGGCGGUGCGGGAGCUGGUGAGGCCGCGGCGCUGGCCCGAGGACCGACCCGAGCGCAGCUCGUUGGAGGAGCUGGAGGCGGGGCCGCGCGCGGGGGCGUUCGGGCCGCCGCCGCCGCUGCCCGCGCCCGAGCCGGAGAAGGAGGCGGCGGCGGCGGGGGAGGAGGAGGAGGCAAAGGCGGCGGGGGAGGCGGAGGCGGGGGCGGGCGCCGAGGCUGGAGCCAAGGCCAAGGCCGGAUCUGGAUCUGGAUCGGGACCUGGAUCCAGCAAGGCGAUUUUGGUGGCGGUGGCGGCGGCCGCCGACCCUGACGCCUAUGUGAACAAGUACCGCUCCGCCUGGACGGCCUUUGUGGCGGCCAUGAAGGCCACGCAUGACCUGGAGUACAAGAAGUCCAAGCGCGCCGGCGCCACCCCGGCCUCGCUGCUGGCUGUGCCGCUGCCGCUGCCCAACUUCAACUGGCCGCUUGUGCAGGGCCGCGGCCGCUCUCUGCUGCGCUGCGGGCGCUGCCGGCACUGCGCGGCGGCGGCGGGCGGCGGCACCCGGCGGCCGUGCCUGCUGCCGCUGGCGCGCGACGAGGCCAGCGGUGCGGUGAUGGAGCUGGUGGCAGAGGGGAGGAUGGGCAUCAUGCAGCACUUCCUGCUGGUGAUGGAGAAGGAGCUGUGGGGGCUGUUGGGCGGCGGCUGGGCGCUGGGCGGCGGUCGUGGCGCCGACUUCCGUCGCGCCUGGGUGCGCGCGGUGCGGGAGGCGGAGGGGCCGGCGCAGCUGGCGCCGCGGCUGCUGGAGAUUGAGGCGGCGCUGCCCAUGUCCCUCCCCGUGCUGCCUGUGUCGUGGGACCCCUACCGCCGCGACCCGGCCGAGCUGGCGCUGCUGGAGCGCGUGGCGGCGGAGCGGCGGCGCGAGGCGGACAGCUACCGCCGCCGCCGCAUCACCAGCCUCAUGCCCACCAGCAAGAAGGGCAGGGCCAAGAAGGCCAUGCCGGCGCACCUGCAGGCCUGGAACAACCUGCGUGCUAGUCAGGCCGCCGCCGCCAAGGCCACCAAGACACCCAAGGAGGCGCAGGAGGGCGGCGACAGCGAGGCGGCGGACCACGAGGAGGAGGACGAGGCGGGACAGGGCGCCACACAGCCCGAGGGCGAGGGGGAGGAGGGGCACGGCACGCCUGGCCCCACCCCGGGCGCCGCCGCAGGUGGAGGCGGCGGCGGCGGCGCCACCCCUGGCGCGGACGCCGACGGCUCUGCGGCCGCCGCGGGCAGCUCCCCAGUCGGCGCCGCCGGGGCGGAGGCGGGCGGGUCGCAGAGGGGCGGCGGCGGCCGCAGCCGCCGCAGCGCUAGCGCUGCCAAAGACAAGAAGGGCGGCAGUGGAACCAAGGGCAAGGCUGAGGGCGGCGGCGGCGGUGAGGGCGGCGGCGGCGGCGGCGGCAGUCAGUCGGCUCACGGGUCCGCCGCCGCCGCCGCCGCCGCGGCACACGGCGCGGGAGUGGAGUCCGGUGCGGCGCUCCUGGCGGCGGAGGGCAUUGUGUUGGACAAAUGGUGGCGUGAGCUGCUGGCCUCACACGGCGAGGUGGACGCCGUGGACCUGCUGGGCGCCGCCACCGGCCCCGACGGCGAGCCGCUGGCGGGGCCGGAGCGCCGCGCCGCACUGCGCGCCGCGCGCAGCGGCUGGGUGUGGUGGCGGCCGCCGCCGGCGCGCACGGACGCUGCGGCGGGGCGGCUGCCGAGGGCGCAGGCGAGGUGGCUGGCGCGCAAGGGCGGCGCGGUGCCGGUGCCGCAGGGCGUCAUCUACCACACCAACCUGCGCCACACGCUAUCGCGGCGGCUGUCCUGGCUGGCAGCCACAGAGGCCGCAACCAGCGUGGCGCAGCUGGCGGUGCAGGCCCGCAUGCUGGAGGAUGCUCUGGCGUGGGACCGCAUCCGCCGCCCCGGCACCGGGCCCGGCGGAGAGCCCGCGGACGCCGCCGCCGCCGCCGCCAUCUCGCCAACCGGCGGCGCGGCGGCGGCGGGCGGCGCGGCGGGCGCCGCCGCCAACCCGCCCCCGCCGCCGCCUCCCGAGUAUGCGGCCUACACGCACUUCAAUGCAGUGGCCAAGAGGCUGCUUGGGUCGGAGCGCAUUGUGGAGUACCUGCUUGUGCCCGAGGAGGGACACACGCAGGCCGGAGGAGGCGGCGUCGGCCCGGCGGCCGGCAGUCGCGGCGCGGCGGCGGCGGCUGCGGCGGGCGGGCCCGGCGGCCUGCCCGGCUUCAAGACCCUCACAGCCAGCGCAGGCGUGUCUCGUUGGGUCCCCGCCGAGGCCGUGCCGCUGUGGCUGGUCAAGGCCUUUGAGGAGCGCGCCCGCACAGAGGCCGCCGAGCGGGGCGCAGGAGCCAGCGGCGCCGCCGGAGGCAGCUGCGCAAUCGUACGGCACUCGCCGGGGCCCGCCGCCGCCGCCGCAGGCGGUAGCGCCGGCGGCGCAGCCGCCGCCGCCUCCGGCGGCGGCGCCCCUGACGCGUGCCUGGUGUGUGGGUUGACGUUGGCGGAGACGUUUGCGACGUGUCCGGGCCUGGCGGCGGCUGGCUGGGUGAGCUGCGCCUCUGCCUCUGCGUCCUGCCUGGCGGGCUGCCACGCCGCGUGUCUGGGCCUCACGCCGAGGGAGGCGGAGGGGCCCGCGGCCAGCCGAGCCAAGUGGCUGUGCGAGCCCUGCACCGAGGCGGCCAUGCGUCGGCGCCAGGCGGCGGCGGACAAGUACACUGCACGGCGGGGGCCGCGCGGCGCACCGGCGGCAGUGGUGCUCAGCCCGCAACAGCUGCUGGAGCAGGCGCUGGCGGACGCGGCGGCGGUGACGGCCGGCCUGCACCCCAACGGCGGAGAGGAGUGGUCCAACAACGCCGCAGGCAUGGGCAUGGGCGCGGGACCCGGCGGCGGCGGCGGCGGCGGUGACUAUGAGGAUAUGAUGGCGAUGAUGGCGCAGCACGACGGAGACGAUGGCGACGGCGCUUUCCUAGGCCGCGGCGGCCGCGGGCGGGGCCGGGGCCGCGGGCGCGGCCGCUGGGGCGGCCGCGGCGGCCGUGGCGGCGGCGGCCGCGGCGGCGCGGGCCGCGGCGGCGGCGGUGAUGACGAGGAUGGUGACGGCCCCGGCGGCCGUCGGCGGCUCUUCCCGCUGCUGGGCGGUGGCCUGGACGGCGGCGAGGGGCUGUGCGUGUGUCGGCGGCCGUGGGUGCCGGGGCAGGAGGACCUGGUGGCGUGUGACACGUGUGACGGUUGGUUCCACCCCGCCUGCGCCGCCGCGCCGCAGUACGGCGCGUACGGCGGAUCCGGAGCCGCCGCCGCGCUCACGGCGGCGGCGCCCGCCGCCGCCGCGGAGGGAGCGGAGGGUGGCGGCGCCGCCGACGGCGAGCCGGAGUGGUCGUGCCCGUUCUGUGCCAGCGCCGCCGCCGCCGCCGCCGCGGGCACGCCACCGCCGCCGGACUUGUACGGCCGCGCGGCGUCCGCGCCGCCGCCGGGGCCGCCGCUGCCGCCGGGCGUGUCUCCGGAGCCGCUUCCGGAGCGGCGCACCGCACACGCCUUCUUGUACCGGCUGCGUCAGGGCUUGACAGAUAUGGCGGGUGCGGAGCGAAUCUGGCGUGGGGCGGGAGCCUGGUGGAGGGGGCGGGGUCGGGGCCGGGGCCGCGGCGGGCGCGGCAGCCGCGGUCGGGUCCGUGAUGAGGACUUUGAUGAGGAUGGUGAGGAGGAGGACGAGGAGGAGGAGGGCGAUGAGGAGCAGGAUUCAGACUUUGAUGCAGAGGCGGCGGCGGGCGGCGGCGGCGGCGGCGGCUCGAGGAAGAAGGCGGGCGGCGGCGGCGCGGCCGCCGCGGCGGCUGCAGCGCGCAAGGCGGCGGCGGAGCAGCAGCAGCAGCAGCAGCAGAUGCUGCUACAGCAACAGAUGCGGGUGAUGCAGCAGCAACAGCAGCAGCAGCAGCAGCACCAACUGCAGAUGCAGCAGCACAUGCAAAUGCAGAUGCAGGCACAGCAGCAACAACAUCAACAGCAACAGCAGCAACAACUACAGCAGCAGCGCGGCGGUCCCGCUGCUGCUACUGCUACUGCUGCUGCUGCUGCCGCCCCGGCGGCGGCGGCGCUGCCCGACCCCGACCCUGCCACGUGGCGCCCGGCGGCUCUGACGGUGCUGCGCAGUCUGAUGCUGGAGCCGUGCUCACGCGACUUCAUGACGCCCGUGGACGUGUCGCAGGCGCCCGGCUACCUGCAGGUCGUGCCUCGCCCCAUGGACCUGGGUAGUGUGCUGGCGGGGCUGCGGCGCGGCGCCUACGCCCGACCCGCCGACGUGGCGGGCGACGUGGGGCUGGUGGCCGCCAACUGCGCCGCCUACAACGAGCCGGGCAGCGGCAUUGUGGCACAGGCGGAGGUCAUGUGGGCCAGCUUCAAGUCGGCUUGGCGCGCCGCCGGACUGCCGCUCACGGCGGCUGAGGCGGCGGCCCGCCAGGCGUCGCCGCCGCAGCAGCAGAUGCAGAUGCAGCAGCAACACAUGCAGCAGCAGCGCGCGCCGGCGACCCAGCCGCCUCCUCCUCACAUGCAGCAGCAGCUGCAGCAGCCCCCCUUCAUCCAGCAGCAGCAGCAACAGCAACAACACAUGCACCAGCAACAACACAUGCAACAGCAGCCGCCACAGCACCUGCAGUACCCACAGCUGCAGCAGCACCCCCAGCACCCUCAGCAGCAGCUGCCUCCGCCGCCCCUGCCGGACUCUCCCCCCGACAUCCCGCUCCCCGACGCCGGCUACGCGCCCGGGUCUUGGGAGCACCUGGGCCUGGAGGCGAUGCGGGUGACAAUGGCGGAGCCGCGGGCGGCGCCCUUCCUGCGGCCUGUCAAGAUUCCCGGAUACGAGGAGAUCAUCGAGAUGCCCAUGGACCUGGGCACCAUUCUGCGCCGCCUGACCUCCGGCUACUACAGCACCACCACCGGACCACUGCACAUGCUGGAUGACGUGCGUCUGGUCUGGUCCAACUGCCGCCGUUUCAACGAACCGGGCAGCCCCAUUAUUGGCGACUGCGAGCACGUGCGCUCCGUGUUCAAUCGUGCCUGGCAGAAGGUGGCGGUGACGCAGGGGCUGCCGGCGGCAACAGCGGGCUUUGCGAAAAUGGCGGCUGCGCGAGAGGAGCAGCUCCAGAGGCAGGGGCAGGGUGCGGGGGUGGGGGUGGGGGUGGGGGUGGGGCAGGCGCAGCAGAUGCAACUGCUGCAGCAGCAGCAGAUGCAGCAGCAGGCGCAGGCGCAGCAGGCGCUGCAGGUGCAGAUGCAGCAGCAACAGCAGAUGCAGAUGCAGGCACAGCAGCAGCAGCGGCUGCAACAGCAGCAGCAACAGCAGAUGCAGAUGCAGGCACAGCAGCAGCAACAAGCGCUCAUGCAGCAGCAGCAGAUGCAGGCGCAGUCGCAGCAACAGAACCAGCAGCGGCUGCAGCAGCAGCAGCAGCUGCAGGCUCAGAUGGCAGCGCAGCAGGCGCUGAUGCAGCAGCGCCAACGGCAGCAGAUGCAGGCGGCAGGUGGCGGCGCCGCCGCCGCCGCGCCUGGCCCGUACCACCAGCAACACCACCACCAACACCAGCAGCAACAACACCACGGGGGUGCCCGAGGCGGCGGCGGUCACGGAGGUCACGGAGGCGGCGGUGGCGACUGGCGGCGGCAGUGCGAGCAGGCGCUCACUCGACUCAUGGCGAACCGGGUGGCCGUGAUCUUUAACGAGCCCGUGGACCCGUCCACGGCGCCCGGCUACCUGGACGUCAUCACUCGCCCCAUGGACCUGGGCACCGUGCUGGACAACCUGCGCCGCGGCGCCUACCCGGACUUUGCCGCCCUCCAAGCAGACGUGGAGCAGAUCUGGGCCAACUGCAGAACCUAUAACAACAAGUCCUCGCGCGUCUUCAAGCUGGGGGAGCAGUGCGCCGCCGCCUGGCUCACGGAGGCGGCGGCGGCGGGGCUGCUGGGAGACGGCGGCGGCCGCAGCGGCCGCGGCGCGCGUUCGCUGCGGCCCGGCCGCGCCAAGCGCUACCGUAAGGAGGACAGCGACGGGGAGGGCGGAGGCGGCGGCGGAGAUGACAGUGACUUUGAGGUGGGGCGGGGCGGAGGAGGAGGAGGAGGCGAAGAUGAGGAUGAGGAUGAUGAGGACGGCGGAGGAGGUGGAGGCGGGCGGAGGAAGUCGCGGGGCAGGCGCUCGCGUGGUGGCGGCGGCGGCGGCGGCUGGUGAUGGGUGGUGAUGGGUGGUUGGGAGUGGGGUGCUGUGAUGGUUGGGGUUGGUGGCGCCGCGGCGUGGUAGCGUCGGUGUUUGGGGAUGUGGGGGCGGGGUGGUCGUGCUGCUAAGUUAUUGAGAUGCGCGUAGCAUGAGGCAGUACCGGUAGUGCACAGAGCAUGUCCGUGCGUGUGUGUGUGUGUGUGUGUGUGUGUGUGUGUGUGUGUGUGUGUGUGUGUGUGUGUGUGUGUGUGUGUGUGUGUGUGUGUGUGUGUGUGUGUGUGUGUGUGUGUGUGUGUAAUACAAAACAACACCAUAGGGAAUGUGCGUGUUGGAAUGUUUGUGCAGCUGCAUGUGGUGCAUGCACUGCAGUGAUGCAGACUGGAAAGGCCAGCAGGCGGAGACUGGGGAGAGACCAUGUGGGAGGAAGGCCCAACGGCGCGUGAGUCUAUCCUAAGGGUAGCCCCAGCUCCUCAUCAAGUCCUUUUACGGCGUUCCUGCUACAGACCAGGAGCCCUUCAAUGCGAUGAUGUCGGGGGGGGGAGCUGCCGGGCGGCUGCCCGCGAGGGGUGCACGAUCGUGCGGCUCCGCAAUCUGGCCGAUGCAAUUUGUCACAACACCGCAAGGUGCGGCUGGACUGGUGACUGGCGGUCAUGAUCACCGGGGGGGGGCGCGCUGGCGCGUCGGCUGACUCACUGUACUGGGACACAUGAUUGCCAGGACCAUGCUAAGGAUCGCACACCAUACCAAGGAUAUCGAACGG
Molecule: messenger RNA, 9884 nt
Organism: Chlamydomonas reinhardtii
Lineage: Eukaryota; Viridiplantae; Chlorophyta; Chlorophyceae; Chlamydomonadales; Chlamydomonadaceae
Exons: 27
Coding region: 230-9139 (2969 amino acids)
Biological process (GO): positive regulation of transcription by RNA polymerase II; chromatin remodeling
Cellular component (GO): histone acetyltransferase complex
Molecular function (GO): histone H3 acetyltransferase activity; protein binding
Source: RefSeq, a predicted model, not a curated record